UUCUUCACACGGUGCCUCAAUCCCCAGUCUCAUUCUUCCUAGCAUGAUUUGCUGACCGCCAUAUUUCAUAGUUCUACUCCUGAAUGCCUACAUGUAGCGCAGUUUCACUAUAUAGCGACCCAGCAUGGUUCGAAUUAAGUUCACCGGGCCUCCGUCGACGGUCCAGGUACAGACUCCGCAGAAUCUCCAGUCCCUUGCCGCUGACAGCAAGCCUGUUGCUCGCAUCAGGGCACAAGAUGUGAUUGAAGCUUCCGCCAUUCUGAAGCUCCAAGAAAGCAUGCAUCUGCAGCAACUACAGAGCCUGGAGAUGGUCCAGAUCAUGCUACAUGUCUCGUUCGGAACACUUUUUUAUCUUCGGGAGUUUCUACCGCUUCCGUGUUUCGACGAUCGGGACUUGAGAGAAGCCCAACGUGAGGGCAACCUUUCUUAUCGACAGUUCAUUGACAGGCACACGCCCAGAGAAGAUCUCGAUUCCAAAGAAGAUGUACCAUUUGGCAGAGGCAAGAAAGGUCAGCCGCUGAAGAUCAUACUCCGAGGAUCAGAUCUCAAAGCGGAUAUGAUUCUUGAUAUUCUGGAAACCGGCAUCUUUGAUGCACUUAGCAAAAACGUGCUUGAAGCUGUUCAAUUGACCAUACUGGUCGAUAAGGAUGCGCCCGAGAAUGUGCUAGAAUCAUACACAUUCUCCUUUAGAUACGCAGGGGCGGAAGGUGAUGUUAAUAAUCGCCUUGAAAGCUUAUCUCUCAAACCAAUGGGCUGUGUGGCCGACAUGAAAACUGCACAGACAGCCCGGAUAGGCCUAGAGACGAUCGUACGGCGCUUGAUCACUCUUAGUGCCUUUCUUCCCACUCUACCGAACAAGAGAAGCUUAGGGGUGCACCUUUUCUAUACGGAGGAUUGCCCUCCUGACUAUGAGCCCCCGGGAUUCAAUGGGGCCGAUGAUGAUACGAUCAAAUUCCCUCUCAGCGAAAACUGGAAAAGGGAAUCGCAGUCUUGUGGACAUAUGAACAGUGGACGGCAUACUGUUGGGCUUAAAGUCACCUCGCUCAAAUGGACCGGAUCCGAGCCCGAGGGAGCAGAAUCGCUGCCUCAGAUACCUCCUGAUCUUGAAUUCAACGACCCCGUACGAAGAACGAAGGAUAUUGGAUUUGAUGAUAAAGAGGACAUCUUGCGUACACUGGGCGGCAGUGGCAGUCUAUCUAUGGAGAACGGCUUUCGCCGGGACACUGAUCUCUGCUUAUCUCUUUGCCAGAAAGCCGAGAACGAAAAAGUGUCGACGCAGGAUCUUGUGGAAAAGCAUCAAUUACAAAUGAUGCUACCUUCGCAAGGGAUUGAAGGUUCGAAUGGUGAACUGGCACCUACACAGCCACUUAAACCUGGCACCGCCUUUGAGAACGGCAUUGCGACGAGAUGUCAGAAGUUUGUCCUUACGGAAGAAAGCAAGCACAAUAUCAAGGAAUAUCUGCAUUCAGACGACUCUACCGCUACGAGAACAGCCAAGGACCAAAAUAGUGUCAGAUGCCAAUGCGGCUGGGAUGGUGAAGAGGAGGCCAUGGCCCAAUGUGCCUUUUGUCAAACGCGUCAGCAUUUGUUAUGCUAUGGAUACGAAGAUGCCCGUGACCCAAGAGUCCCCGACAUUCAUGCUUGCUAUCAAUGCUUGCUUAUGCCGGACGAACCUCAUAUACUCCAUCAGAUGAGUAGUUUGAUACUCUUGAGAAGAGCCGUAAGGAUCAUCCUAAAUGAGGGUUAUCCCCAUAGAACAUCGCUAUUCACACAGAAGCUUCAUUGCAACGGGCAGACCCUUGUCCAGAUUAUAGAUCUGCUGAAAAAGCGCAGACUCCUCCAGCCGACCCCGGGAAGUAAAGUCAAAGGAUUUUCUCUAAAGGGUCUGCCCAGGUUCAUGUUCCCUAGCUCAGGGGACAUACAAGCCAGGCUACAAGCGGAGAUACUUGGCCCCAUGAUCAAGAUCCAGCAUCAUUACGUCCAAGAUAUCCCGCAGGACUCGCUUCAAUCAUCCCAAGUAGUGACAAAUGAUGAGCUACACAGCAUCACAAGAUCGUUUUCUCAGGAGGAUGAAUUGGAAGAAUCGCUUCUUGAUGCUCAAGAAAGUGGAAGGAAGGCGCUCGUACCAAAGGAAAAAUCCACAAGUAUUGCAGCAGAAACCCGAAGUCGGAAGAGACUGGCGUCACUGUCAAACGAACAAAGCCAAUCCCAUACCCCGAAACAUACUAUUCAUGAAGAUGCGUCCCCACCAAGGCGAGUCAGUGAUCGAGUCUUGAGGAAAGACAGUAGGAACCAAGCCGAACAGCAAGCCAAGUCCGUCAAAAACGUAACUCCUCGCUCCAAGCAAACACCCAAUCGUCGGAUUUCCAACGAAGGCAGUUUACGCCGCAGCAACCGCAAGAGGCGCAAGAUCAGCAAUUACUCCAAACUUGUUGAUGUUGGCGCGGAGCAAUCUGAGAACGACAGUUCCUAGUCGGAUACUCACCCCGAGCACAAAAGUUGUCGCUGUCUCUUACUUGAAACAGCCAAAGAACCCUGAACAUCACUUACUGGACAUUACAGGUCGACCAAAUAAGCGUCAAUGAGAAGAAGAUGGGACACGAAUGGCGUCAUUGGAGGAAACUCCUUUUGAAGAUAGUGGUUCGAAUAUCCGUGCACCGGACAAUCGAGGUAUCCGGUCAGUGCAGUGCUCCCGCAACCCCGGUGUUUCAGCCCAGCAACUAUUGAUCCAAAAAUGAAGCUUAAGGGUCCGCUCGGGGAGGAAAGAGUGGAGGGAACUGAGCCAUGGCACGAGCAGGACCCUGGAACGUAUAGCUGAGUGAUUGGCAGCUAGCUACUUCAGCCACUUACCUAUUAUGUAUUCCGGGAGCAUGAUCACCCAUCACCAUACUCGGAGCUAUUCGGGCCCUUGGGACUGACUGUAUUCUACAUAGCUUAAUAGUAACUCAC
Molecule: messenger RNA, 2949 nt
Organism: Aspergillus eucalypticola CBS 122712
Lineage: Eukaryota; Fungi; Ascomycota; Eurotiomycetes; Eurotiales; Aspergillaceae
Product: putative meiosis specific protein Hop1
Exons: 10
Coding region: 125-2473 (782 amino acids)
Biological process (GO): meiotic recombination checkpoint signaling; synaptonemal complex assembly
Cellular component (GO): nucleus
Source: RefSeq, a predicted model, not a curated record